This is a messenger RNA of Saccoglossus kowalevskii, 1827 nucleotides long. RefSeq names its product dnaJ homolog subfamily C member 3-like. Gene Ontology annotation, molecular function: protein-folding chaperone binding; misfolded protein binding. Lineage: Eukaryota; Metazoa; Hemichordata; Enteropneusta; Harrimaniidae. The record is from RefSeq and is a predicted model, not a curated record. Gene Ontology annotation, biological process: protein folding in endoplasmic reticulum. Gene Ontology annotation, cellular component: endoplasmic reticulum.
CGUGAAAAUGUUGAAUUUGUACAGGUUCUUCACUUCAUUGCCUCUUCUUUUCGUCACGUUAGAUCUCUAUAACGAAGGUGUUCAAGGAAAGACAUCAAAAGAAGAUGCUGAGCAACAUCUUGAAUUAGGUAAACAACUUUUAGCUGCAGGACAGUUAGCUGAUGCAUUAUCACAUUACAAUGCUGCUAUAGAUGGAGACCCAGAAAACUAUCAAAGUUAUUUUCGUCGCGCUACAGUGUAUUUAGCAAUGGGGAAGUCAAAGACUGCUCUGCCUGAUUUAGAUAAGUGUAUACAAUUAAAACCAGACUUCACAGCAGCAAGAACAAGUCGUGCUAAUGUUUUAAUGAAACAAGGCAAACUAGACAGUGCAAAGAAAGAUUAUGAAGCAAUUCAUUGUCCAUGGUAUAUUGAUCUCAGAAACAAAAGAGCUGAUUGUUAUUUAAAAACUGGUCAAACAAGGAAAGCUAUAGAUGAUAUUAGACCAGCAGCCAAAAUGAUACCUGACAAUACUGAUGCUUAUUACAAAUUAAGUACAUUACAUUAUUCAUUAGGAGACUUGGAAGAAUCACUAAUAAAUAUCAGAGAAUGUUUAAAACUGGAUCCUGAUCAUAAACAGUGUUUUCCACAUUACAAGAAAGCUAAAAAACUUAAUAAACAAUUUGAAUCCGCUCAACAAUUAAUGGAUGAAGGCAGGUAUGAAGAUGCUAAACAAAAAUUGGAAGCUACAAUGAAAACAGAAGAUCAAGUUCCUGAAUUUAGAAGGAGAGCCAGACAACAAAUAUGCACUGCUCUUUCUAAAAAUCACGAUGCUAAAGAUGUCUGUGGGUUGCUGUUAUUGGCAGUGUCUGUGGGUUGCUGUUAUUGGCAGUGUCUGUGGGUUCCUGUUAUUGGCAGUGUCUGUGGGUUCCUGUUAUUGGCAGUGUCUGUGGGUUCCUGUUAUUGGCAGUGUCUGUGGGUUCCUGUUAUUGGCAGUGUCUGUGGGUUCCUGUUAUUGGCAGUGUCUGUGGGUUCAUGUGAUUGUCAGUGUCUGUGGGUUCCUGUUAUUGGCAGUGUCUGUGGGUUGCUGUUAUUGACAGUGUCUGUGGGUUCCUGUUAUUGGCAGUGUCUGUGGGUUGCUGUUAUUGACAGUGUCUGUGGGUUCCUGUUAUUGGCAGUGUCUGUGGGUUCCUGUUAUUGGCAGUGUCUGUGGGUUGCUGUUAUUGACAGUGUCUGUGGGUUCCUGUUAUUGGCAGUAUCUUUUCAAAAUAUUAUACUUGCAGCUGUUGAGGAUUAUCAGAAAGCAAAAGGAAUUGAAGAGAAUCAGAGGACAAAAGAAGGCUUAGAUAGAGCACAGAAACUUUUGAAACAAUCAAAAAAGAGAGAUUACUACAAAAUUUUAGGUGUUCCAAGGAAUGCCAGGAAAAGAGACAUUGUCAAAGCUUAUCGCAAGCUUGCAGCACAAUAUCAUCCUGAUCAAUAUAAUGGUGAUGAUAAAGCGAAAGCCGAGGAGACAUUUAUUAAUAUUGCUGCAGCUAAAGAAGUUCUCACAGAUCCUGAAAUGAGAAAGAAGUAUGAUGCUGGUGAAGACCCGCUCGACCCUGAAUCACAGCAACAUAGGGGAGGACAGCCUUUCAAUCCAUUUGGACAUGGUGGACCGUUUAAUUUCAAAUUCCAUUUUAAUUAGUUUUUCAAAUUACAUCAAAGCUGGCAUCUAGCAUCUGUACCCAUAACAAUAUUUGACUUCACAAAUACCAGGGAUUUUUAAACAAGGGAACAGGGGCGCAGCACCCUCAUGCCAUGGCCAUGUGCCCCCUUACCAUAAAAUUCUAAUUGACCAGGAUCACAUGU